Notechis scutatus (mainland tiger snake) is the source of this 625-nucleotide messenger RNA. The record is from RefSeq and is a predicted model, not a curated record. Lineage: Eukaryota; Metazoa; Chordata; Lepidosauria; Squamata; Elapidae.
AAAUACCAACCACUCGCGCUCUCCUGUCCUGAAAAAUUCAAGGGUCGCCAAAACUGCACGUCUGAGUCCUUAAACUCCGCGGGACCCUCCUGAAAUCCCGCCGCCGCCCCCCAAGCGACAAAGGAGAAAGCGAAAGGCGAAAGUAACGCUCGACGCCCUUCGAUCAAGUCCUCCCACUUUCGAAAAUCUGCACUUUGCGCCUCCGGGGCGCGCGGGCGCGCAAACACAGCCACUUCCUUUUUUUUUUUUUUUCCCUGAAAUUCAGCCGCCCGCUAUUGUCCAGGAGAAGUGCGAUGGCCGAGAGCGUCCGUUCCACCAUCGGAAAUGUCCUGGAGGACUUGACGGAGGACGAGCUCCGAAAAUUCAAGGCGAACCUCCACGACUACCAGGUCAAGCCGAGCUACAACAAUAUCCCCCGAGGGCGGCUGCAGAAGGCGGACGCGCUAGAUCUGAGCGACCUCCUGGUCAGUUUCUACAACGAGGACUACGCCGUGGAGGUGGCCGCCGCGGUGUUGAUGGCCAGCAACUGCAAGCCUCAAGCUCAGAGGCUUCUCAGAGCCGUCUAGAAAGAGGACCCAAGAAUGAAGUAUAAAUCAUCCAGAGUCCUGGGGUGGCUGUAAUAGAU